AUGGUAGCGAUGACAGCCAGAGGGCUCGUGGUGUUAUAUCCGGAGUGGACAUUGAUGCACGUGGGUGUGAUGAGCCAUGCAUCAGUGCUUGGUUCACAGGAUGAUGGCAUGGGAAUGAUGAGGGACUCCCAGUUUCACCUUGAAGCAAGUGAUAGCUUUCUGGGGGCACCUUGCAAGGAAAAGUGCCCAAGGUGUUGGCGCAAAGUGGCAGAUGACAGUGGCCAAAGCCUGAAACUAGAAUGGGAUGAGCGUUUCUCGGUCCAACACAUAAUGGAGAGCUCACACUCAAUGCAGUGUUUGUCACAAGAGUGUGGAAACACCCUUUGUCCCUUAUACCAUGCAAAUAGGAACUGGACAGUAUGGCUCCCACCAGAGCCCAUGCCAGAUGACUUACUCAGUGUCGACAUACAAGAAGGCCUGAUCAAACACAGUAGAGCUGCGUAUAGCACAUCAUAUAGGGGCAUGGUCUAUGGGACAAAGGCCACACAACCUUAUCUUGUGUCCGUGCCCAUACACAUAUACGGUGUAGAAUGUGAAGACCUCUCACACCUUGAAAUUAUACACUGGGUAAACCAUUUGGGGACUAACAAGUUCAUCACCUCCACUAGCUGUGGUAGAAAGACUUACAAUCCAGUCUAUCAUUGGGACAAGAUGGAGAACAAGUAUGGCUACACUUUCUUUUGUCUCACGGGUUUGAAUUGGGUUGAUGGUGACGUGAAUGGAAACAUGUUGGUGAUCAAGCAUAACUGUGGAAACAAAUGUGCCAUUCACAAUUGCAAUGAAGACGACAUUGGAUACAUCAACCAGAUUAUAAUCAGGUGGAUCUGCUUGGACCAAACACAGUGGAAAAAGGAAUUGAUAUUUUGGCCAGAUUAG
Molecule: messenger RNA, 876 nt
Organism: Suillus bovinus
Lineage: Eukaryota; Fungi; Basidiomycota; Agaricomycetes; Boletales; Suillaceae
Exons: 3
Coding region: 1-876 (291 amino acids)
Source: RefSeq, a predicted model, not a curated record